Solanum verrucosum is the source of this 1167-nucleotide messenger RNA. Its product is annotated as mitogen-activated protein kinase kinase kinase 18-like. Lineage: Eukaryota; Viridiplantae; Streptophyta; Magnoliopsida; Solanales; Solanaceae. Bases 1 to 1167 code for a protein of 388 amino acids. Gene Ontology annotation, biological process: protein phosphorylation. The transcript has a single exon. Gene Ontology annotation, molecular function: ATP binding; protein kinase activity. The record is from RefSeq and is a predicted model, not a curated record.
AUGGAUUGGAUCAGAGGACAUACCAUAGGCCACGGAUCCUCUGCUGCGGUCUCCGUUGCCAAGUCACGUUUCUCCGAUGAAGUCUUCGCUGUUAAGUCAGUGGAGCUAUCCGAGUCGCAGUUAUUACAAAAAGAGCAGAUAAUUCUGUCCCAAUUGAGCUCCUCUUACGUAGUUAGCUACAAGGGCUACGAUGUUACGAAAGAGAAGGACAAACUCAUGUUUAAUCUUAUGAUGGAGUAUAUGCCGGACGGUACACUUUCCGAUGAAAUUCAGAAACAGGGUGGUAGGAUGAACGAGCGGUUGAUCGGGUAUUACACGAAGCAAAUUGUACAAGGACUAGACUACCUACAUUCAAGGAGCAUAGCACACUGUGACUUAAAGGGGCAGAACAUUUUGGUAGGUAAAACCGGUGCCAAAAUUGCUGAUUUUGGUUGUGCCAGGUGGAUUGAUCCGGUGGAGAGGGAAGGUAACGCAGAGCCAAUUGGAGGAACGCCGAUGUUUAUGGCACCAGAGGUGGCGCGUGGGGAAGAACAGGGGUGUCCAGCAGAUAUUUGGGGAUUGGGAUGUACAAUUAUUGAAAUGGCCACUGGUGGAUCGCCAUGGACUAAUGUGACAAGCGCAGCGUCAUUACUUUACAGAAUUGCAUUUUCAGGGCAAUCACCUGUAAUUCCAAAGUUCCUCUCUUUACAAGCAAAGGAUUUUUUAAACAAAUGCUUGAUAAGAGAUUCUAAAGAAAGAUGGACAGCUAAACAACUUCUCAAACAUCCAUUUCUCGAGUCAAAUUCCACGGCAAUUCAAAAUUUUGUCACAGACUCACCAACAAGCAUUCUCGAUCAAGACAUAUGGAAUUCAGUAGAGGAAUCAGAAACCAUGAAUUCUACAAUAUUACAAACAUUUAGCUCUCCUCUGAAAAGGGUAAGUAAAUUGAACCAGAAAUCAGGUAAACCAAACUGGUGCUGGGCUGAUGAGAUUUGGACCACAGUUAGAAAAACCAGUGAAGGAGAUUGUACAAUGACAGCUUUUUCUGAAAUGGAGCUGGAAAGCUGUAUUGGUAGUAAGGAGUUAGAAAUAAAUUACUUUUGCUGUAACAGAGUAGUACGAAACAACUCUGUAAUUAACAGUCUCAAUUUUCCGAGGCAUUCAGUAAAUAAAAUUCAUUCUUCAUAA